Molecule: messenger RNA, 4080 nt
Organism: Ahaetulla prasina
Lineage: Eukaryota; Metazoa; Chordata; Lepidosauria; Squamata; Colubridae
Gene: RUFY2
Product: RUN and FYVE domain containing 2
Exons: 13
Coding region: 41-1450 (469 amino acids)
Biological process (GO): biosynthetic process
Cellular component (GO): cytoplasm
Molecular function (GO): metal ion binding; isomerase activity
Source: RefSeq, a predicted model, not a curated record
CAGCCACCCCGGCUGAGGGAAGCAGGAGGAGGAGGCGGAGAUGGGCGAUGAAGAGGGCUGGAAAAGGGCCGUGAAAGCAGCCAAGGCUGGAUCCGCGCUGAACUGCUCGGGCAGCUGCUGCUCCUCCUCGCUGGCCAUGGCUGUGAAAGACCCCCUGGCAAUUGAAAGAACAAAUCUAUUGAACAUGGCUAAACUGAGUAUAAAGGGACUCAUUGAAUCCGCUCUAAGCUUUGGCCGAACUCUUGAUUCUGAUUAUCCACCUCUCCAGCAGUUCUUUGUUGUCAUGGAACACUGCCUCAAACAUGGCCUGAAAGUAAAGAAAUCUUUUCUAAGUUAUAAUAAAACAAUAUGGGGCCCUCUGGAACUUGUAGAGAAAUUGUAUCCCGAAGCUGAGGAGAUUGCUGCUAGCGUUAGAGAUUUACCUGGUCUCAAGACUUCCUUAGGACGUGCUCGGGCUUGGUUACGUUUGGCACUUAUGCAGAAAAAGAUGGCUGACUACCUCCGAUGUCUCAUCCUUCGGAAAGAUCUCCUUGGGGAAUUUUAUGAAUACCAUGCAGUGAUGAUGGAAGAAGAAGGAGCCGUCAUUGUUGGAUUGCUUGUUGGGCUAAAUGUCAUUGAUGCAAACUUGUGCAUAAAAGGAGAAGAUUUGGAUUCACAAGUUGGCGUAAUUGAUUUCUCCAUGUACCUAAAGAAUGAAGAUGACGCUGAAGAUAAAGAAAGAAACGACCACGUUGCUGCAAUAUUGGAUCAGAAGAAUUAUGUUGAAGAAUUAAACCGGCAAUUGAAUAGUACAGUCGGCAGCCUCCAUACACGCGUUGAUUCACUAGAGAAGUCAAACACUAAAUUAAUCGAAGAGUUGGCAAUAGCUAAAAACAACAUAAUUAAACUACAAGAAGAAAACCAUCAUUUAAGAAGUGAAAACACACUCAUUUUAAUGAAAACACAACAUCAUCUGGAGAUGAAUAAAGUAGAUGCCGAAGCAGAACUUCAGACAUAUAAGCAUUCCCGACAAAGCCUGGAUGAAAUGUACAAUGAAGCACAUAGACAGCUUCGAGAAGAAUCACAGUUAAGACAAGAUAUAGAGAAUGAAUUGAUGGUCCAGGUUGGUAUGAAGCAUGAGAUCGAACUUGCAAUGAAGUUAUUGGAGAAAGAUAUACAUGAAAAACAAGACACUCUUAUGAAUCUGCGGCAACAGCUGGAGGAAGUCAAAGUGAUAAAUACAGAAAUGUAUCAAAAACUGCAGUUUUCAGAUGAAGCCAUGAAAGAAAAGAAUGAAAUAAUUGGUCGCCUGGAGGAUAAAACUAGUGAGAUUACCGCAACCAUGAAGCAUCUGGAACAAAGCGACAAAGAAUUGUUAACACAGACUAGGACUAUUGCUAUGACUUUGGUGAAAUGCUCCAGCCGUGAAGGGCAGCCCCAGUACAAGCUGGUUAAAGAUAUAUCAUUUUGAAGUCAUGAUUCUUGCAAAGCAAUUCAUAAUGGAGCAAACAGUCAGCAGUGCUUACACAAGGAAAAUGAGCUUUGAAUUACGAUGCUUGGAUUUGAGUCAAGUCUUGUCCAUGUAUUUGGUUUACUUGGGAUGUCAGUGUAGUUAUUCUCAUUAGACCGUGUUUCUGACACCGAUUUCCUGCUUUGUUUUUCCGAAAGGAAGUGACAAUAGAAAUCUUAAUUUAGCAUUUUCUAGUUGGAAUUGAUCUUUUCAAAAUCACAGUGUUAUUAUCUAGAAAAUGAUAAACAGAGACCGACUUUAAGUUCAGCUAGCACUAUUUUUAUGACAGUGAAGUUGGUAGGGGGGAAGAAGUUCAGAAAAGAUCUUUUAGAUUGUAAUUCAACCUCUGUUUACAUAAAUCUUUUCUUGGUGUUUUGAUAAGGGCAAGAGUUAAACAUGGUCUUCCGAAUGAUCUUUAAAUAUAUUAAAUCUUUGCACAAAAAUGUUGUUUUUAAGAAGUGGAGAUGUGCCCCACAAUUAUGCUGGGAGAAUUAUAUUUUGCUUUAAAAAGAGGACUUAAAUUGGAAAUCCACCAUGCUUUGAACCGAAGAAGUAGUGCAAUGAAAAUGAACUGGUGGACAUUGGUGAAGCAUAAAAACCUCUUUUGGUGGAACGUACGUUUGCAUCUACUUUGUGGUACAGAAGAAAGAGGGACUACGGAAAUCCUUUUUAUUUAUAGUUGAUAGCAGUCAAUCAUGGAAUGGAAAUUGUUCGUCUGUGCUUGGAUGUCUGCCUGGGUAGAAAGGCUUUUACAGUUAAUCUUUUGGAAAGGGGCUUUCUCCCAUGCCCCUGCCUUUAAAGCUGAGGGGGAAUCAUCUUUAUAGAUGAGGGAGCUUUAGGAACAUAUUAGCAAUAGAGCACGAGUGUUGGGGGUGGGUUCAGAAAAGUCAAGAUGGCAGCCACAGCCAUGCAACAGAAGCCCUGCCCGCUUUUUACGCAGAAUGCAUGGGUUGAGGGUGAGACAUUAAUGGCAUAAGUGGCUGCUGGCAUUUGGAGAUUUUAACUAACUCCCAUCCUCACCCCAUGUAACAGACAUCCUUGCAUUAGAACUCAAGAUAAAAAUCCCCUUUCAACCUUCUUUACUGAAGGUUUACUGGAUGGUUUUUACGAACUUCUCUAGGCAUAGGCAGUGUUUUCAAAUGCAAGAUCCCCACCCCCACCCUUCAAAGUGAGGCUAGCGCCGUGUCCAGGGGUGGGCUUCAAAAAUUUUAGCAAGGGGUUCUCUGCCCGGUUGUUGGGUGGGCAUGGUCAUGGUGGGCGUGGCCAAGUCAGCCUCCUGCACCAUGGGGGGGGGGUCUUUUUGCCUUCCCUGAGCUCCAGAGGCUUUUCUCGAGCCUCCGAGAAGACGAAAACGGCCUCCCCAGUCUCCGGAGGUGCUCUGGAGGCUGGAAACAGAUACUGAACUUCCGGUAGGCCUGUUUUUUGCCCUCCCCGAGCCUCCGCACACGCCCUGCACUUACCUGCAUCCAAAAUGGGCCAUGUGGGGACUCCUGGGAGGGGCGGGGCCAGACAGGAGUGGGAUUUGGAGGUUCUCUGAACUGCACAGAAUCUUAGCCAGAGGUUUUCGCGAACCCCCAGCAGCCCACCCCUGGCCAUGCCUAAAAAAGCUCAGUGCACAGAAUCACUUCACACUUUGAUUAUUCUUGGAAUAUAGAUGAUCCAUGGGAAUAUUAUCAGUUUCCCUUUUCCUUAGAAAGAAUUUUUGGAGCAACUUGUGUAUGAGAUCAGAAAAGAAGUGACAGGAAAAGUCUAGGUGGAUUGCUCUACCAGGCAGUAUAUAUCUGUUUUCUUAUCCGCUCUCAACCCUGGGUGGGAAUCCCAACUAUUUACAUAAUGCCAUAGCUAUUACAUUAGACCAGUGUUAAUGACCACAAAACUGAUCCAGACAAGCCGCAUUAGACCAGUGUUUCUCAUCUUUGGCACACUUAAAGAUAUGUGGACUUCAACUCCCAGAAUUCCCUUGCAACGAAUUGUGGCUGAGGAAUUCUGGGAAUUGAAGUCCACUCAGCUUUAUCUUGUCAAAGCUGAGAAAUACUGAAUUAGACAGUCAGCGACUUUCCUUGGCACGUAUUGUGUUGGGCCUCAAAUACACUAUUUGGGUCCUAGUUAAAUCAUCCAGAGUUCUGCAUCAGUAGGAGAUGAAAGUCAAAAAAAACCCAGUCAAGAUGAUGGCUGCAACCAAAUGGGCAGGACCUCCAUUAUGGUUCUUUUCACUGCCUUUGAGGACGUCCCUGUGCCCUUUCUUUCUUUUGUGAAGCCAGUUGGCUGGGCUAUUUGAAGUUUGGUUUUUCCUUUUCAAAAAAGAAAUCAUAUUCGUAAGAGUUUAUAUGCUCAGCGCUCUGUAUGUAUGAAACCUAAAAUAUGUAUUCACUCUGCUAUGAUGGCGCCUGUUUAUCAUGGAUCCGAAAUAAAAAAAUGGAGAAAUUUAUGGAUGUUUUGUGGUGAUAGUGAGAUGCAUAAUUUGAAUUUGUAGGCAUUGUCUGGGUCCCUCAUUUGAGUUAGUGAGUUUAUCCCCAAACUUUGUUUUCAUUUAGAAAUGUUCUAUUUCCCCAUUUUUUUCCUUUUAUUUGUCUUCAUCCUUUACAUCCAAA